Rhinichthys klamathensis goyatoka is the source of this 1458-nucleotide messenger RNA. It is a transcript of the gene dcph1, whose product is annotated as acidic residue methyltransferase 1. The transcript is spliced from 5 exons. Bases 99 to 1445 code for a protein of 448 amino acids. Gene Ontology annotation, cellular component: cytoplasm; nucleus. The record is from RefSeq and is a predicted model, not a curated record. NCBI's taxonomy places the organism in Eukaryota, Metazoa, Chordata, Actinopteri, Cypriniformes, Leuciscidae. Gene Ontology annotation, molecular function: phosphatase activity. Gene Ontology annotation, biological process: DNA damage response.
AUUAUUUUAUACCUUUACAUUACAUUGUUAAUUGGUCACCAUCGUUCUUAAAUAAAGUUUGUUGAAAAUCUCUUGUCCUUCCUGUUUGCAUUGCAAAGAUGGAGGUAGAGGGAACGGUCCCCCCGCUGUCACUCUCUGCUAAAUUUGAGGGGUCCUUUGCCUAUCUGACUGUGAGAGAUAGACUACCAACCAUACUCACAAAAGUGGUAGACUCUUUACAUCGUAAUAAAGACAAUUUCUUCAAAGAGUAUGGAAAGGAGGGCAUCCAGGCAGAGAAGAGAGCCAUCUCCUUCCUGUCCAAGCUGAGGAAUGAACUGCAGACAGACAAACCUGUGCUGCUUCUGACUGAUAAUGCUGAGGACACCGAGGCCUGGAAUGAAUACUUGGGUAGACAGCAGGACCUGAUGGAGGACGGGCAGCCUGUCAGCUGGUUCAAGUCACCAUGGCUUUAUAUGGAGUGCUACAUGUACCGAAGGAUCCAAGAGGCUCUGUAUAUGAAUCCACCGAUGGAUAACUUUGACGGCUUUAAGGAGGGAAAGACGCAAAGCUUCUUUAAAUCUCAACAAGCAAUUAAAUCCGUCUGUACAUACCUUCAAGAGCUCAUCACCAACAUGGAGAACAUGACUGAGAUGCAGCUGCGAGAGAACUUUCUCAAGUUGCUUCAGGUCUCUCUGUGGGGAAACAAGUGUGAUCUGUCCAUCUCUGCCGGUCAGGACAACUCUCAAAGGUCCAGUCCCAUCGAUUCUCUGCCUGAUCUCCGGCGCUUCAUCCUAGUGGAUGACUCCAACAUGGUUUGGUCAACGCUGGUUGCUGCUCAAGGGUCCGGAACCGCAGGAAAGAAGCAUGCAAGAGUGGACAUUGUUUUAGACAAUGCUGGUUUUGAGCUUGUUACCGAUCUGGUCCUUGCUGACUUCCUUGUUUCUGCCGGACUAGCCAAGCAAAUCCGAUUUCAUGGCAAGUCCAUUCCAUGGUUCGUCUCAGACGUCACCAAACAAGACUUUGAGUGGACCAUCAUGCAGACCAUGGCAGCCAAUCACAAGUGGAUGUCAGCUAGCGGUGUCCAAUGGAAGCAUUUCAUGAAGGAUGGCACCUGGUCCUACCAUGACCACCCUUUUUGGACCAUGCCCCAUGAGUUCUGCGACAUGGCUCUGGAUGCAGCUGAUCUCUACAGCAACCUCCAGGGCUCUGACCUGAUUCUCUUCAAAGGAGACCUGAACUACAGGAAGCUGACUGGCGACAGGAAGUGGGACCACACGGUUCUGUUCGAUCGGGCGUUAAGGGGGUUCCAGCCUGCCCCUCUCUGUAGUCUUAGGACACUGAAGGCUGAUGUUCAGGUGGGCUUACAGCCGGGCCAGGCAGAGAAGCUCAACUCUCAGGAUCCACACUGGAUGACUAAUGCCAAAUAUGCUGUGGUUCAGUUUUCCAGUCCACACAGAGAACGGUAGAGGUGUUUUUAAA